Messenger RNA from Marmota monax (woodchuck), 1002 nucleotides. RefSeq names its product PRAME family member 12-like. The coding region runs from base 1 to 1002 and encodes 333 amino acids. NCBI's taxonomy places the organism in Eukaryota, Metazoa, Chordata, Mammalia, Rodentia, Sciuridae. Gene Ontology annotation, cellular component: cytoplasm. The transcript has 4 exons. The record is from RefSeq and is a predicted model, not a curated record.
AUGAUCCUAGUGGCACUGGAUGGGCUGGACAUGCUGCUUGCCCAGCAGGAUCACCUCAGGAACUUCUGGAGGAUGUGGUCUGGAGCCGUGGUCGAUGCCUGCUCACCAGAGGCUAUUAAGAAGAAUCAAAUGUUGAAACAUGGUCCAGCAAUGGCAGCUAAGCCACUCUUCAAAGUUUUCAUAGACUUCAGCAUCACAAAAAGGGCCCUGGAUGAUUUGCUGUCCCACUUGUUCCUGUGGGGCCAGAUGAGGAACCUGAGGAAGCUGCACGUGUCCCAGGUUCGUGUGCCUGCCCACUCCUCCCCAGAGGAGCAGGAGUGGCUGCUUGCCCAGCUCACCUUACAGUUCCUCAGGAUGGACUGCCUGUGGAAGUUCUGUGUGGAUGCUGUCCUCCUUGAGGGCCACCUGGAGCAGGUGCUGGGGCGAGCACUUGAAAGACCCCCCCCCCCCCCCGGAGGCCCUCUAAAUAACCAACUGCCCGCUGUCAGACUCAGACUGGAAUUAUCUUGCCCAAACACUAACCAGCUCAGACACCUGGAUCAAAGAGGUAUCAAACUGACCAAUUUCAGUCCAGUGCCCCUCCAAAUUCUUCUGGAGACUAUUGCAGCCACCCCGAAGAGCCUGGACUUGGAAUCCUGUGAGAUCGCAGACUCCCAGCUCCAAGCCAUCCUGCCUGCCCUGAGCCGCUGCUCCCAGCUCAGGAUCUUGUGCUUUUUUGGGAACCGCAUCUCCAUGUCAGUUCUUAGGGACCUGCUGCUUCACACUGCCAGGCUGAGCCAGUUGAGCAUAGAACUGUACCCUGCCCCUCCUGAGAGCUCUGAUGCCCAGAGUGCCAUCCACCCAGGGAGAUGUUCCCAACUCUGUGCUGAGAUCACAGCAAUACUGAAGGACUUUAGGCAACCAAACGUCUUUGUGUUCUGUACUGUCUCAUGUCCUCAAUGUGGCCGCAUGUUCCUCUACAACCAGGGCCUCAUUAACUGUUCCUGUCCAACAGCUGCCUAG